Molecule: messenger RNA, 2287 nt
Organism: Cebus imitator (Panamanian white-faced capuchin)
Lineage: Eukaryota; Metazoa; Chordata; Mammalia; Primates; Cebidae
Gene: GALR1
Product: galanin receptor 1
Exons: 3
Coding region: 6-1055 (349 amino acids)
Biological process (GO): negative regulation of adenylate cyclase activity; G protein-coupled receptor signaling pathway; positive regulation of cytosolic calcium ion concentration
Cellular component (GO): membrane
Molecular function (GO): galanin receptor activity
Source: RefSeq, a predicted model, not a curated record
GGGCCAUGGAGCUGGCGGUGGGGAACCUCAGCGAGGGCAACGCGAGCUGGCCGGAGCCCUCCACCCGGGAGCGCGGGCCGCUGUUCCGCAUCGGCGCGGAGAACUUCGCCACGCUGGUGGUGUUCGGCCUGAUCUUCGCGCUGGGCGUGCUGGGCAACAGCCUGGUGAUCACGGUACUGGCGCGCAGCAAGCCGGGCAAGCCGCGGAGCACCACCAACCUGUUCAUCCUCAACCUGAGCAUCGCCGACCUGGCCUACCUGCUUUUCUGCAUCCCCUUCCAGGCCACGGUGUACGCGCUACCCACCUGGGUGCUGGGCGCCUUCAUCUGCAAGUUCACCCACUACUUCUUCACCGUGUCCAUGCUGGUCAGCAUCUUCACGCUGGCCGCGAUGUCCGUGGACCGCUACGUGGCCAUCGUGCACUCGCGGCGCUCCUCCUCGCUGAGGGUGUCCCGCAACGCGCUGCUGGGCGUGGGCUGCAUCUGGGCGCUGUCCAUCGCCAUGGCCUCGCCCGUGGCCUACCACCAGGGCCUCUUCCACCCGCGCGCCAGCAACCAGACCUUCUGCUGGGAGCAGUGGCCCGACCCUCGCCACAAGAAGGCCUAUGUGGUGUGCACCUUCGUCUUCGGCUACCUUCUGCCGCUCCUGCUGAUCAGCUUCUGCUACGCCAAGGUCCUUAAUCAUUUGCAUAAAAAGUUGAAGAACAUGUCAAAGAAGUCUGAAACAUCCAAGAAAAAGACUGCACAGACGAUUCUGGUGGUGGUCGUGGUGUUUGGAAUCUCCUGGCUGCCUCACCACAUCAUCCAUCUCUGGGUUGAGUUUGGAGUUUUCCCGCUGACGCCAGCUUCCUUCUUCUUCAGAAUCACCGCCCACUGCCUGGCGUACAGCAAUUCCUCGGUGAAUCCUAUUAUAUAUGCAUUUCUCUCUGAAAAUUUCAGGAAGGCUUAUAAGCAAGUGUUCAAGUGUCACCUUCGCAAAGAUUCAGAUCUGAACGAUAAUAAAGAAAACAAAAGUCGGAUAGACACCCCACCAUCCACCAAUUGUACCCACGUGUGAUAAAAGAAAUAUUAGAGCGUCCUUACUGUUAAGUUUCCUUAUAAGUGGACCACACACAGAAACAAACAGAAUGAACUAGUAAGCAAUGCUGCAACUUGUUCUCCUAACAACAAGUCAUGUCAUUUUAAUUAAAUCCCACCUGUGUUCAAAAGUACUUUGAUCCAUUUAGGAAAUUCCUAGGUCUAGUGAGAAUUACUUUUCAAUUUUAUUUUAUUUCGAAAUUACAUUUCAGAAACAAAAGACAAUGAUGUAUAGUUUUGUUCCUCUUCAGAAAUGAAAGCUUAGUAGAAUUCUAUGGAUAUGUUCAGCUCUUCAUAGAUUAAGGACUGGCCCAUCUAAAUGGUCAGGAAUAUUUGGAGUCUACAUUUUAAAGUAAAUAUAUUUAGAAAAAAAUUUGAGCUUUAAUUCUUUAAUUUUAAGAGAAGUAAUAUUAUGAACUAUGUAUUUUAAAAUGUGAUCAUGGACACACAAUGAUGAUUUUUCUGGGGGCCAUUUACAUAGACACAUCUAUUAAGUGGAAAGAAGGCUUCCUGAAGUCUGAUUGCACAGGUGCAUUGCUUCCAAUUGUAGCUAGGUUACAGAGCUUCUGAAGUGGGUAGUUGUGAGGUACGGUCCAUUUCUCUCAGGAGUCAGCUCAGUGUUGUGGUGGUGACCCUGGGGUGCAGUAGUCCUGCAGGUGGUGACCCUGGGGUGCAGGAUAGAUUAAAAUCUAUCCUGUGAAAUUAGGCUUUAUAGAAUUAAGGAAACAGAGUCAGAGACCACUGCCCGAGUAGUGGAAGGUGCAAAUGAGUUUUUAAGAAUAAAAUUGGGUAUUGAAAUUUCAUAUAAGUACUUGACAAAAGGUUUUCAUUAUGCCUUGAAUGGAGCCUACUCGAAAGAGAAAUGAAAAAAAAAAUCAGCAAAAUUGAUGUAGAUAAUAAUUUCUAUGGGGCUGAAGACUAGACAGAAUUCAGUAAGUCACAUGAUGUAAUGGUCAUGCCUAUAGAUAAAGUAUAUUUCAUGUUCGAUUUAGAUAACAUUCAAAAAAGUCAUGAGACUGAAUAUACCUAGGGAUAUCCUAUCUUGCACAAAUGCAUGCUUUUUCAUUAAAUUUGUAAUAAUGUUUAAUGCACAUUUCCACCAAAGGUUAUUUCCUCUAAAAAUGUUAAUGUGGGGUCAAAACCAUCACCACUUGAAUUUCAAAUGUAGUUUUCAUGGCAAUUUCAUAUGGAUAUGUGUUUACAAUGAGAAAA